This is a messenger RNA of Halichondria panicea, 3693 nucleotides long. RefSeq lists its product as uncharacterized. Lineage: Eukaryota; Metazoa; Porifera; Demospongiae; Suberitida; Halichondriidae. The transcript has 13 exons. The record is from RefSeq and is a predicted model, not a curated record. Bases 195 to 2165 code for a protein of 656 amino acids.
UUAUGAUGAUUGAGGUGGCCCCUAAUUAGUGGGAGAUACUAAUGAUAGUAGUCCCAUCAAUACCUGCUCGGCCGGCUAACGUCGCCAUGCUCACACUCUGGCAUUUCAUGCUCAUGCAAAGUGAGGUUACAACCACACCUCUUAAUUAUCACCUCAACCUGAUCUAGCUACUAAGAAACUACAGAAUAAAGACAAUGAAAUUGUUGAUCAUUUUGGCUUGCUUCUUAUUCCAAGACCUUACAGCAGAAUGUUGCAGCAGCAAGGAAGGCUACUGGUGCAAUACAACUCUGCACAGACUGGAGCUGGGGGGAGAGCUGGCCUGCUCUAAUGGAGGUCCUCUAGUGGAGUUAACCAGGAGAGUGUUCAACGCAUGGAGUGUGAGGUGUGCAGACUCUCAUUCCAAUUUCAUCCUCUCUCCAUUCUCAAACACGACCGUUAUGGAGUGGAUUCAAUCCUCAAACGCCUCAUAUGCUGACCCAGCAAAUAUUGGCGGUGCAGUGCUUCAUGAGAGCCUAACCUCACUGCACUGUCCAGCGAAUAGCUUCCUUACUGGACUCAAAAUGACCCAGGAUGGAGUGCUAUUGGUAGCGUGCAAUGUUCUGGCCCGGGGCUAUCAGCUGGACACUGACGAGUGUUCCCUCCAACCCAUACCCUCCCCCCACACCAACCAAUCACUCACUGCAACUAGACCACUACUCUUCACCUCACUCCACCAAACACAGAGAGCCGAGUGGGAAGCAUAUCUCUGUACCAUGCACAGAGUUCGCUGUGAGGCCCCGGUGAUACAUCAAGGCAAGACGUCAGUGGAUCGCGAGUCGGAGGUGCAUGUCGGGUCACUCUCCUCAGGUAUCUUCCUCUACCCAGGAGAGAACAUCACAGUCACCUGUAAUAGAGGUUUAUACCUGAAGAAAGGCCUCUCCAGUACACACUGUCAGGCUAAUGGAUCCUGGAGCAUGCUACCUGUGUGCAAACGUUGUCGACCUAUCAAGAAUUGCAGAAUUAAUUCCUGUACAAAGCGAGCUAACACUGUCUGCCUGAAAUGUCUUGACUCACACCAACCCAGUGCUUCAGGGGAGGAAUGCUACUUCGGACCCUCUUUGUUCGUAUCCCCUGUCGUAUGGAAUGGGAACAGAGCCACAAUCUCAUGUGGAGCAACGGGAAGUCCCAUUCCUGUACUAAGGUUUUUCUUAAAUCACACGGAGGAACUAAACUCAAUCAGUACUAUGAUCGACGAGACUACACGUACUUUGAACCUUACCACUGAGGUGAUGGGAGUGUACAGAUGCGUGGCCAGCAAUGUGGUAGGCAACAAGACAUGGUUAUUCACAGUAGGCUCGAGUAUUGUAUAUAGUGCCCCAGUCAUCGUGGCUCACGAGGUCAAAGGUGUUCCUUCUCGGUCGUAUUUUAUUUGUCCAAUACCACUGAACGAUGAUUCCCUAUUCCCCUGCAAUACACGAGGGAAUCCAGUCCCAAUCCACUCCUGGUGGUACAAGACAAACGGCACCUUCGUACCAAUCUCCCUGAUUGAUGGUGGACGGUGGCACCAGUAUUCCAAUGGAUCCCUCCUAAUAAGAAGAGUCCAACCUUCAGACAAAGGGGAAUAUAAGUGCAUCGCUAGAAACACGCUAGGGAUCGCUCAGCAAACAUACCAUAUCAAUGUGUGGGACCCACGGACAGGCCAUCACUACGUGGGUGGUAGCCUUCCCAAAGACCCAGUGAUCGUCAAUUGGACCACCAACUACACGGUCGCCGCCCACCACCCCCUCACAAUGUACUGUAACAUCACGCCCUCACACAACCUAACAGUCACAUGGUUAAAAGGUCAACAAUAUAUCGACCCGGCUCUCGUUAACGAUGAGGGGGAGCUCUACCUAGCAACCGUCUCUCAUAACGACACGGGUGUGUACGGCUGUGCUGUUUUUGAUCUUCAAGGAGAACUGUUGGAUUACAAAGGGACCGUCGUGUUUGUGUUCGAUUCUCCUCAAGUGAACACCUCCACUCUUAGUACAACUGCCGUAUUGUAUACGAUGUCACGAACCUCCACUAGCCAAUCAGAAUCCACGGCGUACACAAUGGACCAAUCAGAUUCAUCUACAAGUAACUGUAACUUAACCAGCUGGAUACUGAUCGCAACAUUCUGCACAUUGUUGUACAAUUAUCUCUGAUUACAUUUUAUGUACUUCUUGUCAUCUUUUACUGCCGUUUGUUUUGAAAGCACGCACAAUAAAACUUGUAUGUCUUCCGUUUGAGAUAUGUAUAGUUUCACCAUGGUUUUUAUGGUUUCACGCUAAAGUGUUUGGAAUGUCAUUCCAGUGUUUGUGUUGUGAAGACAGUGACUGGCUGCUGCACAGUAUAAGGGCUUGUGUCUAAUGAUCAUACUAUAGAUGCCUAUAGAGUUACUAGCUAACCCGCUGCUCUGCUUGUGUUAGCUCUGCUUGUGUUAGCUCUGCUUGUGUUAGCGUGUUAGCUCUGCUCUGCUUGUUAGGACCAAGUAGCUCAGAUAGAUAGAACCACCUCUGAGGCCUAUAGUGUACUAUAGUGUGCUGUGAUAAAAGAUAAAAGAGGCAAAUUUAAUUGUUUAUUGAAUUAUAUCAAGAUUAGAUUUUGCUACUUUGAGAUGGCUGAGUGUUCUGAUUGGUCCUUUUCUGGUGAGUAUCCCAUGGCAACUACUGACGAGUAUCCCAUGGCAACUACUGUGGACAUUGAACAAUUAGAUUUCCUGAUGCAAGGCUACCUACACAUUACCGAGGAGAAGACUGACCACACCCCAUUUGGGAUCUACCUGAGUCCGUCCAAUGGGACUCCAGGAAAAGCUGCUCACAUGUCACUUGUGAAACGAACGUCAGAUUCUUCUAUUAAGGGUAGUUGGAAGCAUCGCUGGUGUGUCCUCUCUCGUACUCCUGAUGGUGUUCACCUUGUCUACUACAAGCAUCAAUCAAGCUACGCCAACUGCGAGCCCCCAGUGGGUGUGGUCUUCAUGGAGAGUAGCCAAUCACUGUACACCAUUCCCUCUCAUUCCAAAUCCAAGAACAUCUUCUCCGUCUCCUUCCCAAACAGGAACAUCCUACUCUAUCCUGACAAGGAAAGUGAACUAGAGAAAUGGCUGGAGGCCUUCCAGACAGCACUCAACCUGCACGACGCCUCCAUGCAUUCGCCACUGAAAGGUCUGCCUAAGGCAAAAGCCAACAGAAAAGAUUCCGUCUCCCUCCGCCCUCACGAGCAAGGAAUGAUGUACAGUAACCAAGGACACUCAAAACGAGCCACAAAUGAAGUGCCUCUGGACAGCCCUGAUUUGGGAGGUCCCGUUGUUGACUCGACUGUAAAGGUCGUGUCGUAUCGGCCAUUAUCGGAUGAUGAGGUAGCAACCAACACGUUGAAGAGAGCCUCCCUGGCACGUUCUGAUUCCAUACCACAUACUCGCGAUCAUUGUGAUUCCAGACCAGUAGUAUUGGAACUGGACAGUGAAGAAAGCUCAAUACAAAUUGUCGGCUUCAAGACAUUACUGUGAACUCUGAAAUAUUAUAAGUGACUACUAAAGACAGUAAUUAAAUCAAGUUUCAUGAUCAGAUCAACAUCAGUAAUCUUUUAUAUCAUUAUUAUGCCUCGGUGCACAUAAUUAUGGUUUCCUAGCAACAAGGAACACACAGUAGCAGCAUAGUAUAUAAAGUUAGAGUUUUGUUAUGUUUGGCUUUG